AUGACAUACGUGUUUGUUAUAGGAAUCAUCCUGGUAGUCAUUCCAGCCACAGUCAAUGGUCAGAGUGUAGCAGUUGUAGGCAAAAACUUCCAUUAUCAAAUACUACGUCGAACUUAUUUUGAUCCCAUACCAGAUAGUGCUGUUUACUUCAAAGCAAGUAGUACAGGUAAACCUGGUCUUCCAGCAUGGUUGAAGUAUAUUCAGGAAGACCCGAAAAUGGACACUGCAUAUCUAUAUGGUACUCCUACUCCAUCUGAUAUUGGGACAGCUUCAAUUGAGAUUGUAGCCUUCAAUGCUGACACGUAUGACACUAAAAUACUAGCUAUAACAAUAUCUGUAGAAGAAAAUCAUGUUCCAAAUAGUUACUUUGUGACAUUCAACGUCACCAACAAGGAUGUAGGAGAUAUGUACAGUCCUGAUCCCAACUCUGGUAAAAUGACUAUAGAUGCGUUUGUGGGCACUGUGAAGACGAUAUGGUCUGAUGCACAGAAUCUAGCAGUGGCCGAUAUCACAUCAUCCCUAGAUGCUGGAGGACGUGUACCUAUACCUGGACAACCAACUGGUGUUGUUAUUCAGAUUGGUUCUCAGUCUGAUUUUUCUAGUGGCAUUAAGAAUGCGGCAGUCUCUCCGUGUGAGGCUAGUUUCCAAAUAUUUACUGAUAAUGGCUUUGACAUUAAUUGGUGUUAUUUCAACACAACGGUUAAAGAAAUGAAUGACAAGUCCACUAUUAACCCUUCCCCUGUGGUUCUUGGUGCAGUCUAUGUUGCACCUGUUUUGACUGUGGAAGAAAGAGAUCUGACAACUGAAUUCAUAUUGGUUGUUAUAGUGCCAUUAGCUGUCGCUAUUGUCUUGGCUAUAAUAUUAAGUUAUAUCAUGUGUGCUAGACGUGAGGGAGUGGAGAAGAGAAUUAAUGCCACCCCAACUGUACAGUUGACUCACCACAGUCACAUUAAAAAUGCAACAAAGGAACUGAGAGAUAUGUCUAUGAGAAGGGAAGGUGCUCAGCCUUUAUCUACACUACCAGCGUUCAGACUGUCUCCAACUCCCGGAAGUCGUACUGGUCAACAUUCCCCACCACAGGACAG
This is a messenger RNA of Saccoglossus kowalevskii, 1085 nucleotides long. RefSeq names its product alpha-sarcoglycan-like. NCBI's taxonomy places the organism in Eukaryota, Metazoa, Hemichordata, Enteropneusta, Harrimaniidae. Gene Ontology annotation, cellular component: sarcoglycan complex; membrane. The record is from RefSeq and is a predicted model, not a curated record. Gene Ontology annotation, molecular function: calcium ion binding.